AUGCUACACUUAAACAGUUCAUGCAUAUCGGACAUUGAAAAUAUAGAGAACAUAUUAAAAAGGAAAGACUAUAAUGGAAUAGAAACAAACCGAGAAAUAAAAAUUUUUUUUGAAAAUUUAAGUUAUGCGUUCAGAAAAUUUAGUUAUUCGUUAAGAAAUAUACAUAAAGAUGGAAACAAUAUAAUUUCAAAUUUUAAAAAAGAAAAUGAUAAAAAGAGGUAUGUGGAACAUACUUAUUUUGUUGAUUGCUUUGUUAAUGUAAUUUCGAUUAUAAAAAAUUUGUAUGAAGAAAAUCUGGAAGUCAGUGAGAAGAUAAGGAAAAGUAUUGUUUUCGAAUUGGAUAAAGAAGAGAGCGAAAGGUUAGAAGAUAUCAAUUCAAUAUAUGAGGAACAGAAUAGACGUGUAUCAAUUGAAACCGAUGCAAAAUCUUAUCAUAACCCUGAUAAUGUGGGAAAUACAACCAGCGAUCACUACAGGGAGGGGGGAGGAAAGGGCACCUCCAAGUAUCAAGUGAACAGUGAAACACAAAAUGGAAAAUCAAAAAAAGUGCAAAAUCAAAUGCAUGCGGAGGAAGACGAACACGCGGACGAGGUCCUUGUCGAUGGGUUACCCCUAAAGGACGUGGAGAGCGAUUUAAAAAGAUGCCUAGAAGAUAAACAUUUCUCAGAUGAAUAUAUAAACCAUACAAAAUAUAAGAAAUGCUUUUCUGAAUUGGAAAAAUUGAAUAUCAAGUUAGGUAAAGAAGAAGCAUCACUUAAUGAAUUGAUCGAAAAAUUUGGAAAAAAUGCAAACAAAUUGCUGAUAAAUAAAUCAAAAGAACGAAUAAGAUCUAUUGAAAAUAAAAAAAAAAUUGCUUUAGAAUUCUUAUAUGAUAAUAUAAAAGAGCUAAAAUCUAAUAAGAAACUUUUGAAAAAUAGAGUCAAAGAUUUGCAGCAGUAUGUGGAGGACAACAGCAAAAAGGUUGAGAACAGAAAAAAAAAAGAACAAGAUGGUGGUGAUGAUAGUGUUCGUGCUGGUAGUAGCGGUCGUGGUGAUCAUAGAAACGGCUUCAUUGAUAGCACUUGUCGGUCCGAUGGAGAACAUGACAAAGAAGUGGGCAUUCGUGAUAAUACUCAGAUGAACAAAAAAAAGGAUAAAUAUAUGGAGGAAAGCCUUUACCUAGAAAAAUUUGAAAUAAGAGAAAAAAAUAGAAUAGAAAAAUUAUAUACAAGCUUCCGAAUAUUUGUAAAAAUACUAGCCAUCAAACAUAUUAACAUGAAUAAGGUCUUGUAUAUAAAUGCUAAUGAAAUAGGUACAUAUGAUUCACUCAUAGAUUACCAACGAUGGCUCAGUGUUGUUUUGAAUAAAAAUUUAGAUGUAUCAAAUCUACAAAAUAAAAUUCAAACACAUAAUAUACUAACUAAGGAAGAACGAUUUUUGUUAAUGCCAUAUGACAGUGACCAUUGUAAUGAUGAUUCUAACCAUUUAUAUGAAAACAAAAGAAAAACAAAUAAGUGGAAUUUUCGGAUAGGGGAACUGAUACAGAUCGAUAAUGAUGCCUCUAAUCAUAAAAAGGAAAAAGUGAGCAGUCAAAAGGUAGGACUACUUAGCGGAAAGGACAAUGGACAAGUAGGUGGACAAUUGGAUAAAGAAGCGGUCAGACAAGAGGCUAACAAAACUAAUGAUCAAAGGGAUGAUCAGUUCCCCGAAGAAUUUUACAUCCCUGUAAUAAUAAAAAAAAGCGAUUUAGGUGUAAAAAUGGUUGAUUCUGAUAAUGCACAAUGUAGUGUUAGAAGAAACAAUAACAUGAGCAAGGAUAAUAGCAAGGAUGGGAACAAAUAUGCUGCAAAUGAAUCUGCGUGCUUUCAUAUGGAUAUCAGUUAUCAUUUGCAUAUCGACACUUAUCUAAAUAAUGACAAGUUGAGUAAGGAAAAAGAUGUAAACUCUUUCCUAGCAAACCGACAAAGAGAUUAUGAACAAUAUCUCCUGCAGUUUAAUAAUAUGAAUGUAUUAUCAUCGAUUUACCAAAAAAAGUGUAAUAACAAUUACGAAAGGAAGUGGUAUGAUGUUAAUUUUUUUCAAGGGUACUUUUUCGAAGAAGGACAUAUGUUUUAUCCCUUUCAAAUUCCAACAGGUAUGAACAAUUUUUCCUCUUUUCAAAAUAUUAUUAAGUCGUUAUGUCCAAAUGUUCAAGAUAUUGGUGAAGAAGAUAUGAACGAGUAUGAAUACAAAUUGAUGGCGUACGAGUCGUUACUGUUAGUAUAUUAUGCUUUGUCUACUCAAUUAAAUGGUUACUAUCUUUUUGAUAUGUGCAGAAGAAACAAAAUGAACUUAUCGGUGUACAAUUCAUUUCGUCAAAAUUGCUCACAUAUAGUAGACGUUUUAUUAAAAAAUGAUUAUACUGCACAAAAGGCUUAUCAGUCAUGGAAAUGCCCUGCUACAGGUGAGAAAAAAGAAAAUACGAACAAUAUGAUAUCUGGUCAGUUCAAUAAAGUAGAUACAACAGAUUAUGAUCCAUCAGUAGAAAGAGAAAGAAAUUAUGGUACUACCAAUCGGUGUAGUAAAAACCAUUUUGGUAAAAACACGUUCAAUGAAUAUUUUGAGUAUAUCAACUAUAUACAUGAGAUAAAGAAGCAGAAUUUGCUGUUAGUAAAAAGAAUCAUAAGUUUAUUUAGAAUAAAAUUAAAUAUUAAUUCAAAAACUAACGAUAUGAUUACAUUGCUUACUAUUCCAUUGUAUGACUUGAACUACGGGAAUACUUACUCCUUCCACAUUCUUGACGUUCGGUUUAGAAUAGUGAGAAUGCUGGAUAGUUUAAACUUCAACCAUAUAUUUGAUUUUGACCAGGAAAGAAUCAAAAAAAUGGGAGAAAAAAUGUACGAUAAAAUUAGCAAACAUGCUGGUGCAUGUUACGGAAAACCGCGUACCACUAAUGAUGAGUAUAGCGUAUACAUGCUUUGGUUGAAUAGGCAGUUACAUUUGUUGUACAUAUCAUUAUAUUUAAAAUUUAAUCGAUUUAUUAAGUUUAUUCCCUACUUUAACUAUUCCCUGUGUCCAGAUUUUAUGGAAUAUAUGGCUGAAUUAAAAAAUAAUCAGGAAUAUUUUAGCUACCUGAACAAAAGUAAGGAGGAAAAUGCAUUCAUAAGGUACAUCAAAAAUGUGCAAAACAAAAUUAAAAAAAUGAGGGAAGUUAUUUUACGCUGUAGAGAGGGGAGAGCAAACAAAGCGAAUAAGAUGGACCGGGCAGACAAAGUAGACAAAGCAGAUCAAGCGGAUAAAGAGCAGGAUAUCAAGGACGGUUCAUCCAAGGAAUCAAAUUAUAUCAGCUUCAAUUCGCUCGAAAGCAAUGAGAAAAUAGUAUUCCUAUGCAACUUUCUGCUAAAAAAUUUAAUUAAAUCAUUUCGUGUAAUUUCUUUAUUAAAGUGGAUUAUAAAAAAAAAAAAAUGGAAUAGGGGAAAAUGCGAUGAGAAAAAACAAUUAUCUAAUCUCGUUAAUUAUUUUACAAAAAUAGAAUAUUAUGAUUACAAAGUGAGAAGUAUCAUUUGUAGUAAUUAUAGGAAGAGAAAUAGGGACCUAUAUCAUAAAAACAAAUUACACACAAAGAAUAAUACAACAGAGGAAGGAAGUGCUUAUACAGAUGAGCAAGGUAGUAGGGGGGAUAUUAUUUUAGAUAAUUCCCCAUCGGCAAUAUUACCCUGUAGAACGAUAAAAUCUGCAUGCUUUGAUAUUAACUCUUUUGAAAAUGUAAAUUAUGAUGAACUUUUUAAAGCAAUUUUUUUGAAUGAAUUGAAUAUAUGGAAAAAGGGAAAGGAUAUUGAAAGUAACAUUGGGAAAACGAAAAAGAGGACUACAUAUAAAGAAAAGAAGGAGAAUGGUAUUCAACCGGUUAUGUCCACAACUAACGAAUUGCAUUUGACCAAAUCACUAAAAAGGAAACAAGAUGCUAUUACUGAAUUGGAUAUAAUGACAAAGAGGUAUAGCGGGAGCAGUGGUAGUAGCAGCGGAAGUAGCAGUAGUGGAAGUAGUAGCAGUAGUAGUAGUAGCGAAAGCAGCAGCGGUAGCAGUUCAUGCAUGCGAGCGCGUGGAAGCAUUAGAACAGAAGGCACAUAUGUAGGGAGAAAAGAAAGAAAAAUGAAAAACAUAAUUUUUUACAAAUUAAAUAUAGAAACGGUUUUAUGCUCCAGUUGGUUCAUUGAUAGAGUCUUGUUACAUUUCUUUUUAUAUUUUUAUUUAUCAUGUGUGAUUGAUAACAGUUCUAAAGAAAAUAUUUAUGCAGACUGUCCGUAUAUUAUGCAAGGAAUAAUGUUCAUUAUGCAUUAUUUACAAUCGGGGAAUGAUAUAACUUUAAAGAAAAAGAGCAAAAAAGAAAUGUAUGAUAGUGGUGCAGAGCUUACAUUAAUUCCUAUGUCCACGUUUAUUCUUUAUUUUAUUAUUCAUUUGUUUUAUUCCUUUUUUGAUAAAAAUUUAUUAACCAUGUAUGCAAGUGAUGACAAAGACAGUAUAAAAUUAUUUCUAAAGAGACAUGCAUGUAGUCCACCUAAAGGAGAAGCGGCACAAGUAGAAGCGGCAGAAGUAGAAGUAGCAGGAGCAGAAGCAGCAGGAGCAGAAGACAAAGGAAUGACUAACAAAUACAGCAUGCGAUAUUCUACCGCUUCCAAGCGCCAAAUAAUUACUGUACAAAAUGCUAGCAAAUUUUAUUAUAUUACAAAAAAUUUCAAGUAUUUCUUGUCGUUUCGAACCCUUGAUGAAAAAAUAUUUCAGACGAACGAAAGUACCAUCCCUCUUGAUUGCGCAGAAUUGUAUGAUGAAAAGUCGUAUAGUGAACGAGUGGAGGAUGAGGAAAAUACACUUUCAAAGAGCGAAUAUGAAAGGGGGAACAAAAAAUCAAAAAGGUUGACAGAAAUUAAGGGAGCAAAAAAUAGAAGCAAAAAUGAAGGUAAAAGUAAAUCACGUCGGAACAAAAAAAAAAAAUUUUUAUUUUGUGGUAUCAAUUCGGAAGAUAGUAACGAGCUUACCCAUUUCACCUCGUUGGAUGAAAAUUUUAUGAAAUAUAUACAGACCAAGAAAAUGAAGGAGGAGCAGAAUAUUAAUGAUAGGAUCUAUUUACGGCGAUACUAUAACAUAUUGCAAUUUUUCAAUUACAGUCAUUUAGAAAAUUUAUGUAGACCUUAUAUUCCUAAUAUAUUGUUCUUCUAUUUAAAUAAAAAAUAUUUCCAUACUGACAGUUUAUUGUUCGAUAGCUUUCCUCCAAAUGAUAAGAGCGAUACGUUGAAUCCGCGUAAACAGGGAUUACACAAAGAAAUUAAAAACAAACAAGUUCAGUUUAAAUAUCCAACAAAUAAUAAAGAAGAGAAGGAGCAACAUAAAGUGGAUUAUGUACCUGUUGAAUGUUGUCAUACAUAUUAUGAUACGCAUGCAAAUGACAGGUGGAAAAAUAUCAUUACGAGUGGUAGAUGCAUAUGCAGAGGGGGAAAUCGUAAAAGGGGAAACUUUAAUAAUAAUGGAUCAUACUUAGAUGUAACUAGCGCUAACUACAACGAUAGGAUCGUGGUGAAAUAUAACAGGAAGGAGUUAACGAACUUCUCUCUAAUCAACAUGUCAAGGAUUGAAAAAGUCAUAACAGACAUUAUUUUUAUGAGACUGAUAAGUUGUAAUUUUAGAAACCAUCUCAUUCUUCUUUUCUGUAAUUAUAGAAAAUUUAUCGACAUGUAUUCCUUGCCAUAUAUACUAGACAUAUUUAUAAUUGUUCAUAACUUUUUCACGAUAAAUAAUGACGUAAGCAAUAAUAUAAGCAGUAAUAUAAACAGUGACAUAAAAAAUGACAUAAACAGUGACAUAAAAAAUGACAUAAACAGUGACAUAAAAUAUGACAUAAACAGUGACAUAAACAGUGACAUAAAAUAUGACAUAAAAAAUGACAUAAACAGUGACAUAAAAUAUGACAUAAACAGUGACAUAAAAAAUGACAGAAGUGGGGAAGUAUCAACUGGGUGGAAAUGUGUAAAGGCGGGGCAGAUGCGGUUCGGAAGAGAUGACAGAAGGAGGGCAAACAAGAAUUAUUUCCCUAAUGGUAGUGCCACUACAAAUAUGGAGACACAUGAACACAGUUGUGAUGUCUACACUUCUGAUGAAGGAAAUACUGAAUACAAUUCUUCUAAUUAUAUAGAGAACGAAGUUAACUAUCAGAUAAAUGGCCAAGGGGAAGAAGUUAAUUUCCUUGUCCAUAACACACAAAAGCGCUGUAAUAAUAGUAACAAGACUUAUGAGAGGUACCCCUUUAAUAUUAAUUACCAUACUACUACAUCCACUCGUGGACUAUCGGACUAUUUUAAAUUUUUUAUACUUAACACUGUUAAGAAUAUAUUUUACAAUAUCAUGUGUGGUGUGAAGGAUGAAAUGGAACUCAAGGAGCAAAUGCACGAGGGGAAAAGUUCCAACAUUAUAUGUGCCAAUGAAACGUGUAAUAACACCCCACAUAGUAACACUGCUUACAGUAAUGCUACGAUUGACACAGUUGUGAAUACCAAUUAUACAAAUAGCCCGUUUGAUCAAUUGUCAAAAAUGGAGGAAAAGAUAGUUGAUAAUGAUAUAGACAUAUCAAAUGUGCAUUCAAUGAUUGACAAUGGGACAAACGAAAAAAACGUAAAGGAGUAUAGGGAUACCAUAAUGAAUCAUUAUGUAGACAUUAUAAAUACAUACAUUAACGAAAUUAUAAUGGAAAUUUUAUUUUUCUCAAAUAUAUGGAAAUUCUACCUAUCAUUAGAAGAACACCCAUUAAUGGUUCUAUAUGCAGCGAAUAAAACUUUACAUUAUGAAAUUUUAAAAUUUAUAAAAAUUAACAAAAAAAAUAGUGAGCUUCUGUUCAGUCAGUCUCUAUCUAUCAUUGUGUCUUUGUACAAUUUGAAUUUACUUAAUAAAGAGGUUGUUCUUCAAACGAAUUCAUAUCACAAAUAUCAGUCCAUGGUGAAUGAACAGUCAGAUGAUAAUCAUCCAAAGGACGGACUGCCGAUAACCACUCGUGUUGACAAUGUUAGCGGCAAGCGUAGGAGUAAAGAAGUAAAUGCUGCAAACAUGACAAAUGAGUCCAAGAACGAUAUCAACAGAAGCAGAAGAGGCAGUAGGAUGCAAGAGAAAAUUUUGCACUACUACGAAAAUAAAAAUUCUAUAAAGACAUAUACGACGAAUGAUCAGAAGCAUGAACAGAACAGAAUUAAGGAGGACGAGGCAAACGCUAGCAAAAAUUCGGAACAAUGUGACAUGUUCAUAAACUUAUCCCUAAUCAUCUCAAACGCUAAUGAUCCCUGUAUGGUAAAAUUAAUGUUUAAAUUGGAAAAAAUUUUUGUAAAAAUUAUUGAUAAAAAAUUAGAGCAUAAUAAAUACUUACUAUCCGAAUGUUUGAAAAAGGAAAAACUAGAACCUAUAAAUAGUCCUGAGAUUAUGUAUAAUUCUACAUCUGUGGACAUUUUUUCCAUAAUUUCCAAUAUUUUGGAUGUCCUAUUUCAAUAUAAAUGUCCAGUGGAAUGGAUCAUAGCUCCAUUUUUAGAAUUCUUAAAUACAUUUAUUAAUGAAUAUUGUGAAAAUUAUAAAAAAAAAUGUUCAUCUUUUAUUAUAUCUGUUGUUAAUCAAUAUGCUGAUAAAUAUUUUAAUGAUCUUCUAAAUAUAACAGAAGAGCAAAAAAUUCAUUGGGAAAAAUAUUCAGGGGAUAAUAAAAAAAAAUAUAAAAAUAGUUCCGACAUGCAUAAUAAUAAUGAACCUAUUAGUAUAUUUAAACAAAGUGAACUAGAUGUUGCGUACAAUGAUGAUGAAGAUAAUAUAUAUGACAACAAUAUAGAAAACGAAUAUAACGAUGUCAAUGAAAUUACAAAUAGAAUUAAACACAAAAAAAAAAGGAAAAAGAAUGUUUUCUUUAAACUAUUCGAUUAUGACGAAAUAGAUGUUAAUGUAAUUAAAAGUAAAAUGGAUGAAAUUUUGGAUGAUAUAAAUGACUUGUCUAUGAAGGUAUCAAAUUUUCAAAGUAGUAAUAAUAGUCAAAAAAAUAAAAAUGCUGGUGAUCAGAAUAGAUCAAAUGAAGAAGUUGAUGAAGACACAAGCGAGGAAAAAAAAGAAAAUAAUAGUAAUAAUAAUAGUAGUAAUAAUAAUAGUAAUAAUAAUAGUAAUAAUAAUAGUAACAAUAAUAGUAAUAAUAAUAGUAACAAUAAUAGUAAUAAUAAUAGUAACAAUAAUAGUAAUAAUAAUAAAAAAGGUGCAUAUAUGAGUGAUGAUUUAAUACAUAUUAUAGAUGAAAUCAAUUAUUUGUUUGAUGACUCAGAUAUGUCAAAUUCUUUAGUCGUUACAUGGAAUUUAUUUUUCUUUUUGGAACAGUUACCAUUAAUAAGAAAAAAAUUUGAAAAAUAUAAUCUUGAAUAUAUAGUUACGCGUACAAAAAAUGUAGACAAAAUUAGUCGAAUUUUUAAUAAUUAUAUUAAUUUCGAUAUAACUAUACAGAUGUUACAGAAAAAUGUUUAUACUAAAACAAUAUUUGAUAUAUUAGACACUUCUAUUAAUAAUAUUAAAAAUACUUUAAAUAAUGCACUAUAUUAUAUUUUUAAAGUAUUAUCAAUACGAAUUAUUUGUUAUGAAUUUCAACAAGAAAUGUUUUUUAAUCUAUAUGAACCAUUUCAUGUAAAUAACAUAAAAAAUAUAGUUUCAAUCUUUCCUAAUACAAUUGAAAAAUUUUUCACUCAAAUACCAAAAAUGUACUUUAAAAGCAUAUUAACAGUAUUUAUAGAAUUAUUUAUAAAAAUGUGGAUGCUCAUUGUAAUUGAAAAAGGCUUCUCCAAUAUACUCUUUAGUGAUGAAGAUAUACAUACUAUGAAGAAAGAUAAUCAAUAUUUAAAAAGUUACAUAAAAGAUAACCAACUUGUAUUAAGUCAUUGCUUCUUAACUAAAAACUAUGAUGUAAAUGAAUAUAUAGACACCUUCUUCGAUACCCUCUACGGGGAUCGUUACAUGUUCUCUGAAAUUAUGCGUGGACAGAGGAGCAAAAAGCCGAAGAAGCAUCGUUUCGCGACCUCAUAA
Plasmodium malariae is the source of this 9036-nucleotide messenger RNA. Its product is annotated as conserved Plasmodium protein, unknown function. The record is from RefSeq and is a predicted model, not a curated record. NCBI's taxonomy places the organism in Eukaryota, Apicomplexa, Aconoidasida, Haemosporida, Plasmodiidae. The transcript has a single exon. Bases 1 to 9036 code for a protein of 3011 amino acids.